This is a messenger RNA of Entrophospora sp. SA101, 834 nucleotides long. Lineage: Eukaryota; Fungi; Glomeromycota; Glomeromycetes; Entrophosporales; Entrophosporaceae. The record is from the annotation of a GenBank genome assembly.
AUGUCACAUUUAACAAGUUCAUUAGCAGAAAGUCAAGCUCUUUAUUUAGAUCCAGCGAUCAGAGAUUGGGUUCUAUUGCCGAUUAUGGUAGUGAUGGUGUUAGUAGGAAUAUUUAGAGAUCAAGUAACAGUUUUACUAGGAGGAACGUCAACGCAAAAAAAAAUGACACUUAAAGCUAUUAGGGAAACAAGGGUAUUGACGCGUGGUGCAACUCUAAGAAGUUAUGGGAAUCACAUACCACCAUUGUCAUUUCAAAACAGAAAAACAUAUUUAUCAAAUGCAUUAAAAAAAGGAGAUUAUUUAAAGAAUCCAGCGGCAGCAAAUCAAAUGGUUAAUCCUAUGACAGAUCCUCAAGUUAAACUACCAUUUCCACUUACAUUAAGAUUUAAAUCAAUGUUACAAAGAGGAGUUGAGACACCAGAUAUGGAUGUGACUUGGGUAUCGUCGUUAUCAUGGUAUUUUUUGAAUUUAUUUGGAUUGAGAAGUAUUUUUACAUUAUUAUUAGGCGAAGGAAAUUCAGCAGAUGGUGUUAGGGACAUGACAGCAAUGUCACAAAUAGGUGCGCCGGCAGCAGGCCAACCACAAGAUUUUGCUAAAUUACACUUGGCAGAACGUGAAAAUUUAGAAUUAACUACUCAUAAUUGGGAAUUGGAAGAUAUCGAGUAUAGAUUGUUAGUAUUGUAUGGUAAAAGAAAACCAAGGUCUAAUAAUGGUGGUGAUAAUAAUAAAAAUGAAAAAAUUGAUUAUAAUGAGAAAAAUAGUAAUAGUAAUAACAAUGGAAUCAUUACUGAACAUAAAAGUAAAAAUAGAAGAAAAGGCGGUAAAAAAGAUUGA